AUGGAUGAAUAUUAUGAGCCUUUUCUCACACUGUGUCCAGUUCCAGCAGUGUUUUCUAUGGAGCCAUGUGUUGAACUGAGAGAGUCUGACAUCCGCUUCAGGAAGGGCUGCACUGUAAGGGCCUCGACCCUCCCCAAAGACAAACAGUCCCCCUCCCUUCGUCCCCGGCCUCCCUGCUUCACCCUUGGCCUCACGCAGCACCCACCGCCCCGAGUCGAGGAGAUACAGCCACUUAUCUGA
This is a messenger RNA of Knipowitschia caucasica, 240 nucleotides long. Lineage: Eukaryota; Metazoa; Chordata; Actinopteri; Gobiiformes; Gobiidae. The record is from the annotation of a GenBank genome assembly.